CAGCCCUCCUAACGGACUACAAAACGAAACCAGCGCACUACUGGAGCUCGCGGAGGACUGACAGCUUGACAUCACUUAGAGUGUGCGUCUGAAAGUGCGGUUCUGAACUGACGUAUAAUUUUCCACCUGGGAGCUGACGAAAGUUGACAGCUUUGAAAAUGCAGUCGGAAUCGGGGAUCGUGGCCGACUUUGAAGUCGGAGAGGAAUUUCACGAGGAACCUAAAACGUAUUACGAGCUGAAGAGCCAGCCGCUGAAAAACAGUAAUCCAUCUGAGCAGCAGCAUGGCUCCUCUAAGCCCCCGCUGGGUUCGUCGGCCAUGACCUCUCGUAUCCUGCUCCGCCAGCAGCUGAUGCGCGAGCAGCUCCAAGAGCAGGAGCGACGAGAGCAGCAGAGACGGCAGAGCUCAGCGUACCCACAGCCCUCCAUCACCCAGAGCCCUGCCAUCAACGUCAGCGUCCCCGCCAGCCUGCCCAGUGCCACCCAGGUGCCCAUGGAAGUGCUGAAGGUUCAAACACAUCUUGAAAACCCGACGAAGUAUCACAUCCAGCAGGCUCAGAGGCAGCAGGUGAAGGCGUAUCUGUCCACCACGCUGGGAGGAAAGCUCGACCCGCAGCCCGUGAGCUUGCCGUGCCCCAGCCAGGCCCCUGACCACGGGGGAAUGCCUCCGGGGCCGGGCAACAGCGCCCCCAACAGUCCCAUGGCCUUACUGACCCUCAACUCCAACUGCGAGAAAGAGAUGGAUGAUGUCAUUGAUGACAUCAUUGGUUUGGAAUCCAGUUACAAUGAUGAUAUCAUGGGACUCUCGUUGGACCCCGGACUUCAGAUGGCCAACACAAUCCCUGUGUCAGCGAACCUCUUAGACAUGUAUAGUAACCCGGGCAUGCCGCCUCCAGGAAUCUCUGUUAGUAACUCGUGCCCUGCUAACCUGCCCAACAUUAAAAGGGAAUUCUCUGUUACUCCAUCUCCAGCCAUGAUGCACAUGAUGGACAAGCCCAGCUCCUGUAGCAAGUUUGAGAGCUAUCAAAGGCCUGAAGGGUUUCCUGUGGAGGCAGAAGUUCGCGCUCUUGCAAAGGAAAGGCAAAAAAAGGACAACCAUAACUUAAUUGAGAGGCGACGAAGAUUCAACAUUAACGAUCGAAUCAAAGAACUGGGGACUCUGAUUCCUAAAUCAAAUGACCCGGACAUGCGCUGGAACAAGGGCACUAUCCUGAAGGCCUCUGUGGAUUACAUCAGGAAACUUCAGAGAGAGCAGCAGCGUGCCAAAGAGCUGGAGAACCGUCAGAAGAAGCUGGAACACGCCAACUGCCACCUGAUGCUCAGGAUACAGGAGCUGGAAAUCCAGGCUCGUGCUCACGGACUGGCCGUCGCCUCGUCUACACUCUGUUCAUCAGAGCUAGCAUCCCGGCCCAUCAAACAUGAGACGGUCCUGGGAGACUGCUCCCGGGAUAUGUACCCUCACAUGCACCCGUCCUGCCCUGACAUGGGCCGCUCCAGCACCCUAGACCUUAACGACGGCACAAUCACCUUUAACGACUGUAGCACUUCCACUGAUGCGGGGGCUUAUGGUCUUGUCCCAAAGGCACAUGGCGACAUCAUGAUGGACGACACAUUGUCAUCUGUAGCAACGAGUGACCCACUCCUCACCUCCGUCUCGUCCGGAGCCUCGAAUGAAAGCAGCUUUAAGGACAGCGUGAACAUGGAGGAGAACGAGCAUGUUUGUUAGUGCAGCCAAACCUUCUUUUGGCUCUUUUUCCGGUAACACAAUUGACUUCUAAGGAGGAAGCACGGCCUGUUUUGUCAAGUGCAAAAUAAUAUUGUUUUUAUGUUUACACUAAUUUUAUUUUAUUGUAUUUUAACCUUAUUCCAGUUUGGUCUACCCAAAUUUCAUUGUGUUAUAAUAAUAUCAAAAUAAUCAAGGUCAGUAUCAUAAAACGAUUGAUUUGUGUAACUUCACAUAGGUGUAUUAGAAUAUAAUAAUAUAAAAGUGCACUUGAAAAUGGUGAUUUCUUUGGAUGUACAGUAGUGUGAUUGUGCACAGUUUAGAAGAAUACUUCUCUUUUUUAUAUAUCCUUGUAAAGGAAUGAUUUAAGCAAAAUGCUUCCCAUUUAAUGUGUAGAUGUUGAGCGACAGACAGUUUAUAUCUCAAGGGAUAGUUCACCCAGAAAUGAAAAUCUGCUGUUCAUUUAUUCAUCCUCAGGCCAUCGAAGAUGUAGGUGAGUUUUUUCAUUAAAAAAAUCAGUUUUUAGCUGAAACUGUGGUCCCUGGGAGAUUCAUAGAAUGCAAGUCAGCGGCUACCGUCGCUUCGAGAGUCGAAAAAGGAUAUACAGGUAACACAAAAUGAAUACCUGUAGCUCCUGACCAUAUAUUGAGGUCUUAUGAAGCAAAAUGAUCGGUCUGUGCAAGAAACUGAACAUUAUUUACAACAUUAUUACCUGUAAUCCAGAGCCUCAGGCAAAUGGUUCGGAGCAAUGUCUGGUUCGCAAACGAAUCAUUCUUUUGAACUGAUGCUCUUUAAUCGGACUGAACCCUCUGAAACAGUUUGUGGCACCACAGAUCUACAAGUUACUUAAUCAAAACUCACUUUCAGACGCCUGACAGUCACUCCGACUUGAAAUAAGCUGAAAUACCGGUGAAUAUGAUCCUAUAACAGUCACUGAAUGAAGGAAACAUUUAGACUGGGACUGAUGAGCCGCUGAUAUGCGCAUGCAUGAAUUGAAUGCUUGAAUGAAGGGACGAAAGGAAAGUUUUUAUGGUUUCUCAUGGUUUAUGUAAAAAGGUGAGGGGAGUAAAUGAAAAUGUCAUUUUUGGGUGAAAUAGUCCUUUAGCAUAGCUACAUUAAUCGUAACUAGUUCAUAAAUGUUGUGAAAAUUUCUGUUGAAUGUCGUUCUAACAUCACUCAAUGUUUAAGGAAACUUUUGAGCAACUGCUCUAAAAAUCGCAUCUUCCAGAUGAAAACAUACACAACCAAUAGAUGGACAAAGUAUGUUGCUGUAUGAAACAGCUGUCCCUAAAUUAUUUAUUACAGUUAUUAAUCAAUGGCAAUAGUCACUCAGUAUUAAUGUUUCUGGUACUGGAGAGUUUCUCGUAGCGCAGUGGAUUUGUGGAAUAAUCUUUAUACACAGAGGUUGAAGAAAUGCACAUGUGGAAGGACCGUUUGCACACAGCAUUUGAAAUAUCCAGCUGAUUUUCAGAUGUCCCAGAAUGUGCCAAGCAAUAAUCAAUAUUCAGCUUUAACUCUGCAGAAAACCUUCAAAUACGGUUCAAGUGGUUUUAUGCAGUGCCUGUAUAAUUAUGCUAAUGUAUUUCACCUCAUGCAUUUCUUAAGGUACCCUGAGGAUGCAUUUUAACACAGUGCAUCGCUUGAAAUAAUCCAUAAGAAUGUAAAAUCAUUUCUUAACACGUUUGAUGACUGAAGGAAUAGUCAUAUAAUUCAAACUUCAAAUUCAAAUUUAUUGCCCUUUAAACUUUUUAAAAUUUAUCAUUUUAACUAAUUUCUGUUUUACGUUUCUGCCAUACUUUUUAAUUACACUGUCCCAGUUUUUUUUUUUUUUUUUUUAUGUUUUAUAUUGGUGGUAAAAACACUGGAAGGAUUAUCAUAUUUUGGAAGAUUUAAAAAAAAAGAAAAAAAAUAUUUUAUAUUUUAUUCUAACACUUGUUUGGGUUUUUUAAAUUCUUACAUGGUGUAAAAUGACUGACUAUGUUUGUAAUAAUAAGCUGUACUGUUACUGUAUAUUUCUACUGUGCUCAACUCAGAUGUACUGAUGUUUGCCUUCGAGUAGCAUCCAAUCUGUGCCACUAUUAUGAUCAUGUAGCUGCAACUAUUAUGUGUUGUUUCAUAGAACUAUGCAAAUAUAGCUUUCUGUUGAGAAAUCAA
Molecule: messenger RNA, 3875 nt
Organism: Cyprinus carpio (common carp)
Lineage: Eukaryota; Metazoa; Chordata; Actinopteri; Cypriniformes; Cyprinidae
Product: microphthalmia-associated transcription factor-like
Biological process (GO): melanocyte differentiation; regulation of transcription by RNA polymerase II
Cellular component (GO): nucleus
Molecular function (GO): DNA-binding transcription factor activity, RNA polymerase II-specific; RNA polymerase II cis-regulatory region sequence-specific DNA binding; protein dimerization activity
Source: RefSeq, a predicted model, not a curated record